Messenger RNA from Pteronotus mesoamericanus, 1331 nucleotides. It is a transcript of the gene TRMU, whose product is annotated as tRNA mitochondrial 2-thiouridylase. The coding region runs from base 46 to 1311 and encodes 421 amino acids. Gene Ontology annotation, molecular function: sulfurtransferase activity. Gene Ontology annotation, biological process: tRNA wobble position uridine thiolation. Gene Ontology annotation, cellular component: mitochondrion. Lineage: Eukaryota; Metazoa; Chordata; Mammalia; Chiroptera; Mormoopidae. The transcript has 11 exons. The record is from RefSeq and is a predicted model, not a curated record.
GGCGCGGAAGCGGCAGUGGAUGGGGGCAAAGUCGCCGGCGCGCGGAUGCUGGCGGCGCGGCACGUCGUGUGCGCCCUGUCCGGCGGCGUGGACAGCGCCGUGGCCGCGCUGCUGCUUAGGCGCAGAGGUUACCAGGUGACAGGGGUGUUUAUGAAGAACUGGGACUCGCUGGAGGAGCAAGGAGUUUGCACCGCGGACAAAGACUGCGAAGAUGCGUAUAGAGUCUGCCAGAUCUUGGACAUCCCCUUCCACCACGUGUCCUACGUGAAGGAGUACUGGAACGACGUGUUCAGUGAUUUUCUAAAUGAAUACGAGAAAGGAAGGACUCCCAACCCAGACAUCAUCUGCAACAAGCAUAUCAAAUUCAGGUGUUUUUUCAGUUACGCUCUGAAUAAUCUUGGAGCAGAUGCAGUUGCCACGGGCCACUAUGCAAGAACUUCGCUGGAGGAUGAAGAAGUCUUUCAGCAGAGGCACAUUAAGAGGCCGGAAGGGCUUUUUAGAAAUCGAUUUGAGGUCAGAAAUGCGGUAAAGCUCCUCCAAGCAGCCGACAGCUUUAAAGACCAGACCUUCUUUCUCAGCCAGGUUUCCCAGGAGGCCCUGAGGAGAACCCUCUUCCCUCUGGGGGGACUCACGAAAGACUUUGUAAAGAAAAUAGCUGCUGAGAACGGACUUCAUCAUGUGCUUCAGAAAAAGGAGAGCAUGGGCGUCUGCUUUGUUGGCAAGAGGAACUUCGAAAGUUUCAUCCUUCAGUAUUUGCAGCCGCGACCUGGUAAAUUCAUUUCUAUAGAGGACAAUAAAGUUCUGGGAACGCAUAAAGGCUGGUUCCUGUACACUCUGGGCCAGAGAGCCAACAUUGGCGGCCUGCGCGAGCCCUGGUACGUGGUGGAGAAGGACGGCGCCCGGGGCGACGUGUUUGUGGCCCCGCGGACGGACCACCCGGCCUUGUACCGGGACCUGCUGCGCACAGGCCGCGUGCACUGGAUCUCGGAGGAGCCGCCCGCAGCCCUGGUCCGGGACAAGAUGAUGGAGUGCCACUUCCGCUUCCGCCACCAGAUGGCGCUAGUGCCCUGUGUGCUGACCCUCAACCAAGACGGCACCGUGUGGGUGACGGCAGUGAAAGCCGUGCGGGCCCUCACCCUGGGACAGUUCGCCGUGUUCUACAGCGCGGGCGAGUGCCUGGGCAGCGGGAAGAUCCUGCGCCUGGGGCCGUCUGCCUACACGCUCCAGAGGGGCCGGAGCCGGCCCGGAGCGGCUGCCGCGGGCCCUGGCGACAGCGAAGGUGACGGCCUGGGCUCGGGCCCCGCACCCUGAGCGACCGGAACGGGCGGGCG